CGCAGAUGAAGAUGGCGUCACGGGGGUUCCAGCUUCUGCUGCUCCCGCUGCUGCUGCUCGGGCCCGCGCCGGCGGCCGGCCACGGCGGCAAGUACUCGCGGGAGAAGAACGAACCCGCGCCGCCCGCGAAGCGCGAGCCGGAGGCGUUCCGGAUGGAGAAGCUGAACCAGCUGUGGGAGAAGGCCCAGCGGCUCCACCUUUCCCCCGUGAAGCUGGCCGAGCUCCACGCUGACCUGAAGAUUCAGGAGCGGGACGAGCUCAGCUGGAAGAAGCUGAAGAUCGAAGGGCUGGACGAAGAUGGGGAGAAGGAGGCCAGACUCAUCCGCAAUCUCCACGUCAUCUUGGCCAAGUACAGGCUGGACGGGAGGAAGGACGCCCAGGUGGUCAACACCAACUACCUCCAGGACGGUACCGAGGAGGAGGGCCUGGAAGACCCGCGGCUGGAGAAGCUGUGGCACAAGGCGAAGACCUCUGGAAAGUUCUCCAGUGAAGAGUUAGAGAAGCUGUGGCGGGAGCUGAAACAUCACACAGAGAAAGUGCGCGAGUACAGCGUCCUGCUGGAGACCCUGAGCAGAACCGAAGUUGUGCACACACGACACACACUCCCGGAUACGCGGUAAACACGGUGCUUGUGCACACACAACACACACUCCCACAUACGUGGUAAACACGGUGCUGGCUGGGCGGGGUGUGUGGCUCCGCGCUGUCGCUGGGGUCACAGAGCCUGCCUUGCUGUCCCAGCAGAGUUUGAAGAGCCCCGAGUGAUUGACCUGUGGGACAUGGCCAAGUCUGCCAACUUCACCCAGAAGGAGCUGGAGUCGUUCCGGGAGGAGCUGAAGCACUUCGAGGCCAAGAUCGAGAAGCACAGCCACUACCAGAAGCAGCUGGAGCUCUCCCACCAGAAGCUGCGGCACGUGGAGAGCCUGGGCGACAGGGAGCAUCUGAGCCGCAGCCGCGAGAAGUACGCGCUGCUGGAGGAGAAGGCCAAGGAGCUGGGCUACAAGGUGAAGAAGCACCUGCAGGACCUGGCCGGCAGGGUCUCGAGAGGCCGUCACAAUGAGCUCUGAGCCACAGCGGGAGGUGGCGUGCUGAGGACGGUCGAGGCGUCGGGAGCUGGGGACCUGCCUCUGGGGCUGGCCGUGGGGAAGGCUGUCCCAAGUGACUUUGGAGCUGCCACUGAGUGAAUGGACAGGGGAGGGUCUUGAUGACCGAGGAGGAUCUCUGCUGUCGGCCGUCUCCGUGGUCCCGGCUCUGGUUGACAGACUUUUUUACUCCCAGACGAGCGUGGCAGUGUCUCUCCAGGGAAAACGGUCCCAAGCUGCUCUGUGCCACAACGGCACAGCUGUGUCAGAUCUUGUAAAUCUGCCGCUGGGCACGUGUGUGUGGCAUCCUAGAAAUACACCACGCUCCUGACACCGUCA
Messenger RNA from Trichechus manatus latirostris (Florida manatee), 1421 nucleotides. It is a transcript of the gene LRPAP1, whose product is annotated as LDL receptor related protein associated protein 1. The transcript has 7 exons. NCBI's taxonomy places the organism in Eukaryota, Metazoa, Chordata, Mammalia, Sirenia, Trichechidae. Gene Ontology annotation, cellular component: endoplasmic reticulum-Golgi intermediate compartment; plasma membrane; endomembrane system. Gene Ontology annotation, biological process: negative regulation of very-low-density lipoprotein particle clearance; negative regulation of receptor internalization. Gene Ontology annotation, molecular function: lipase binding; heparin binding; very-low-density lipoprotein particle receptor binding. The record is from RefSeq and is a predicted model, not a curated record.